AUGCAGCAGCAUAUCCGAGCUUGGCUGCAGCGUAUCGCCAAGAAACCUGCUUCUCACGAAGUGGUACAGCCUCAAGAACAUCAAACACAUUCUGCGUCGAUCAGCAAUACCGUUCAGAAAGACCUGAACGAUCCCCCGCCUUUAUAUGAUAACCCGAAUGCUCGGCCAAUCACUUGCAGAGAGCCCAGACUCGUCCUGCCGCAUUACUAUUUUAAAGCCCUUCGCUACGUAGGGGCUAUUGCCUGCAAGGGCACUGCGAAAUUCAUCGAAAAGAACCCACGCGCGACAGACCUCGAAACUGAGGCGUGGGUAAAGAAUGUGGUUGAUAUCGCCGUUGCCCAGGGAAUUUCUAUUCUGCUUGAAUGGAUAGAAUGCGAGGAGGAAGUUUUGCGGGAGGAAGAAGUACUGGAACCCGGUCGAAGAAAAGACGACGAAGAAGAAGAAGAAGAAAAAGAAGAAGAAGAAGAUGACGAUGACGACGACGGCGACGGCGACGACGACGAUGGUGGUGGCAGUCGCCCGGCCAACGACCCGGAGGCAGGCCGGCCUCUGGAGGACCGGCCUCGCCGUCCCUCUCCCUCUCUCUCCCGGCCCGCCCAGGGCAUCCCCUCUUCCCGCCCCCAGGGGCCCUCCUCCUCCGGCCCUGCCACUGGCACCCAAGCCUCCCCGGCCGCCUCCUCCCCCGCCGCCGCCUCCGCCGCCUCCUCGCCUGCGGGCGCCGGCUCUGGCCCCGCCGCCGCCACCAUAAUCUCCUCCUCCUCUUCCUCCUCCUCUCGAUAUUACACCCCUCCUUCCGAGGCCGUCCCCCCCUCGGAGUCCAGACACGGCGCUGGCCGGCAACUGGACGCCCCGGUGCCUCGGCGCCGGGUCGUGUCCAAGGAGGAGCGGGGCGGAGAGGACGCUUGGCGCUCGCCCGACAUAUUUGAGUCUCUUUUGGUACUUGUGCUCUGUGAUAUUUCGCUCAUAUGUCCACAGCCAUGCACAACAAAUAUCCUGUCAGCCUUGGCCAAUUGCUCAUUACCCGCUGGCCUUGUCAAACUUGUCUUUAUGACUAAGAAAGCAAACGAAAAGGUCAUCCAAAAGUUUAAACAAGGGCUGUACGCAACACAAACACUUCUGGCAGCUGACGCCAGCGGCGUUGCUAGCAAGGCUCACUCGACAGCGGCAACAUCAUCACCGUUCCGCGAGGGCACGCGCCUCAUGGCCGACGGUCAGAUUCUUAUUUCCCGCCAUCGCUCCUCUGCUACUCCUCCUGUGGCGGCACCUCUCGUAUCCCACCACUCGUCGUCGGCCACCCAUUCCUUCUCCUUGAACCCCCGCUCCAGCCCUCCGGCAUACCUCUGCCCGCUCGGCAGGACGGGACCUAGCACUGCUAUCGGCCUGGUAGUUGUAUGA
Messenger RNA from Cryphonectria parasitica EP155, 1395 nucleotides. RefSeq lists its product as uncharacterized. NCBI's taxonomy places the organism in Eukaryota, Fungi, Ascomycota, Sordariomycetes, Diaporthales, Cryphonectriaceae. The transcript is spliced from 4 exons. The record is from RefSeq and is a predicted model, not a curated record. Bases 1 to 1395 code for a protein of 464 amino acids.